Molecule: messenger RNA, 534 nt
Organism: Fomitiporia mediterranea MF3/22
Lineage: Eukaryota; Fungi; Basidiomycota; Agaricomycetes; Hymenochaetales; Hymenochaetaceae
Exons: 3
Coding region: 1-534 (177 amino acids)
Source: RefSeq, a predicted model, not a curated record
AUGUCUGAACACUAUGCAAGAAACAACUCUUCUGCAGGCAACUCCAAUAUAGCGUUGGAAAGGUUGAAAAGCACAUUGAGGGAUGGUACUCUGUCUGACUAUCUUGUUCUUCUGACUGGAAGCAGGGAAACAGAGGCAGUCUACCCUACUGUAUUCAUGCAAGUAGAAGACAAAAACGUGCCGGGUGGUCGCAAACCUCUAGCAAGCGCUACGUUUGAACCCAGUAAAUUUGAUGUAUCAGAGGUCCCAGAUACAGUCACAGGCUUGCAGGCAGCAAACGACUACAGGGAGAACUGUGUCUUCGCAAUCGGAGACAAAACGUGUAAAUGCUUUGCUUCGGUUGAGAGAAAGCCAGCCUGGUCAAAAGAUGAAAAGAAGAGGAAGAUAAGACUGUUUCUGGUCUUAUUGAAUACAUUGAUGGCACAUUAUAUUGCCUGUCAUAAAAGUGGCGCAAGCGAAGAGCAGAAUGAGUUAAACAGAAUUAUCCACGCAAAAAGAAGAGUUGUGGAAGGGCAAGAGAAGGCAAUAGGGUAA